UCAAAUUGAAAUAUAUUCUUUUGCGUUCUCAUCCUUUUUGUCUUCAGCUGCAGACAUUAGACUCCUGUUCGGACACUACAUAUCAGGAUGAUUCAUAAUCAACACCCUCAUCCAUCCCAUACCCACUUAAACACUCAUGUUACCACUAAUCACCAUUUGCAAGUGGAACAUUCGCCAUUACAAACUUCUGGGCCAUAUCCGCUCAAAGAUAACUCUCAAACCCAGCAAAAUCCACUCGACUUUACCUCAACCUCACAACCUACUGGUAUAGGUUAUCACAAUCCUACCUCUUUUAUCCAAACCAACACUUUCAGGCCAUCUAAGCUCAAACAAAUUAACCCACACAAAGUCAUUGAUCCACGUACACGAGCAAAACUUGGUCUGGAUCCACAGCAAACUAGCAAUGCCAUUCCAAAAGGACUUGCUCAUGAUAAAAACAAUACUCAUGCCACCCCAUGGGCAUCUGCUCACUUGCUUCCUCAGUAUCCAAGCAAGGCUGCUGCUUCAUCUCAAAUUUUGGACCAUCCAACAUUGCAUUCAUCACGUCUAAUUCAAUUACAGAUGAAGGCCGUUUCCCAACACAUGUUUGAUCCUGUUCAAGCCAUGGCAACAGUAAUCUUGGAUGCGCCUGACGAUACCCGAGAAAUUAUGCGCAGGAUUACUUCCAAAUCCUUGAAUUCAAGCUUAAAAUCAACACAGUAUUCAAAUUUGGUUCAAAUCAACAACUCGAGCAAUUUGAAAAAAGAAACCAAUGAAAAUAGCUGUAACGAUUUACAUUUGGAUUCUGGCUCUAUCUACAAAUCUCGAGACCAUGGUAAUAUAAUCCAAACUAAAAAAAUUCCUAGAGCUAAAAAAGCUGUAAAUAAAACGUGGCUGGCCUCCAUGGAUAAAAAUCCAAAUGCAUCAGAUUUUAAGCCCGCUCACUUGGAAGUGGAUACAAUAUCGCUUCCAUAUCCUGAAUUGAGAGACAAUCCAUUUUUACUGCCACUAACUAAUGAAUAUGUUAAACCCGUCAUUGCUUCGAUGGAUGUUAAUUUAGAAGAUUAUCGACUUUCAAAAUUACUUGCCAAACCAGUUUGGUUUAGUGAUUUUGAUUUGAACCUACACAAGCCACAACAGCCAGAUUUAUCAUCUGUGCCUUAAAUUUGUAUACUCUGACACGACGAAUACUUAUAAUAAAGAUGCAGCCAUGAUAAUC
Molecule: messenger RNA, 1198 nt
Organism: Batrachochytrium dendrobatidis JAM81
Lineage: Eukaryota; Fungi; Chytridiomycota; Chytridiomycetes; Rhizophydiales
Exons: 3
Coding region: 88-1143 (351 amino acids)
Source: RefSeq, a predicted model, not a curated record